GAGGCACUUGCUGCUUGUUCGUCCGCGAGGCCUUCGCUAUGUCCGAUUACGACAGUGGUCGUCGCGCGUCCGUCCGACCGGAAUCCAAAACCAUGUCUGAAGCGGAGAUGAUGAUGGAGGAGAAGCUGAGGAAGAAGAAGGAAGAGGAGGAGGAGAUGUGGCGCGAGUACAUCGAGCAGCGCAAAGCUCAGCGUGCUAAGGAGGACGAAGAUCUUCGCAAGCUGAAGGAACGCCAAGCGAAGAGGAGGGCCGCUCGCGAACAACAAGAGAAGGCGAUGAUGGAGUACAAGAGGAAAGCCGAGGAGGCUCGAUCCCGCGAGGUCGAGGAGAAGAAGCUCAGGGAGGCCGAGGCUAAGCGCAAGCGUCUCGAAGAGGCCGAGAAGAAGCGUCAAGCAAUGCAGGCGGCCAAGGAUAAGAGGGAGAUGGAGCCUGUGAAGCCCAACUUCUCGAUCACCAAGAAGGAAGCCAUGGACAUGGGUAAUGCUCUCGGAACCUCCAACUUGGACAAGUUCGCCAACAUCAUGCACGCUCGAGGUGAAAUGGGUAAGACCAAGGAGCAGCUCGAGGAAGACAAGACGACCAUCCUGUCCAUGCGAGUGGCCCCACUCGCCAUCGAGGGUCUCUCCGUUGAUGACCUCAAGAACAAGGCCAAGGAGCUCUGGGAGCGCAUCGUGACCCUCGAGUCCGACAAGUACGAUCUGGAAGAGCGUCAGAAGCGCCAGGACUACGAUCUGAAGGAGCUCGCUGAACGUCAGCGCCAGAUCAACAGAAACAAGGCUCUCAAGAAGGGUUUGGACCCUGAGGCUCUCUCUGGAAAACAUCCGCCCAAGAUUCAAGUUGCCUCCAAAUACGAGAGGAGGACCGACAGGAGAACCUUUGAAGAUAAGAAGGAGCUCUUCUCGGGUGGUUUCGAAGCCGCCGGUGAUGCUGAUCAAGAGAAGUUUUGGGAGGAGAAGAUGAUGGCUUUCAAGGAGCGGGAAGGUCCCAAAGAACUACCCAAGUGGGAUCCGGAGAAUCCCAAGAACAAGCAGUCGUACGACAGAACUCGAGCUGAAAUCGACGACGACGACGAUGAUAUACCUGUACCUGUUUUCAAGCCCCCGGAGGAAUUCGACAUCCCCUCGUCUAAGCCCGCGCCCGAGCCCGAACCUGAAGAGGAGGAAGCAGCUGAGGAGGAGGAGGAAGAGGCUGAGGAAGAAGAGGAGGAAGAAGAAGAAGAGGAGGAGGAGGAGUAGAGGUCGAUAAAACUUCAAUGACGCUUUCGCGAGCUUCCGGCAGGGACUUCGGCGUAGAGCUGUCUCGGAUCCCAUUCCCCCUAUUCCUCUGAGCCGAGCAGAAUAAAAUAUUUCACGCUAAUGGUGG
Galendromus occidentalis (western predatory mite) is the source of this 1362-nucleotide messenger RNA. RefSeq names its product Troponin T, skeletal muscle (gene up). The record is from RefSeq and is a predicted model, not a curated record. Gene Ontology annotation, molecular function: tropomyosin binding. The transcript has 8 exons. Lineage: Eukaryota; Metazoa; Arthropoda; Arachnida; Mesostigmata; Phytoseiidae. Gene Ontology annotation, biological process: muscle contraction; regulation of muscle contraction; sarcomere organization. Bases 39 to 1235 code for a protein of 398 amino acids. Gene Ontology annotation, cellular component: troponin complex.